GUGUGUAUGUAUGUAUGUGCGUGUCUAUGGUAGUUCGAGAAUUGUUCAUUGUUAAAAAAAAGGAGAUAUUUUUUGUCUUUACGGCCUUUUCUUUUUACGUGAAGAUUAAUCGAUCGUAUUGAGGACCGUCCAAACAAAUUGUCUAUACAAAUCUGUCACCUCAACGAAAUAAAUAAUGGCGAAUCUGAGACAGACACCGCUAACGUGCAGCGGACAUACGAGGCCCGUCGUACAUCUUGCCUUCUCCGAUGUCACGGAAUCUGGAUAUUAUCUCAUUUCAGCGUGCAAAGAUGGUAAGCCAAUGUUACGACAGGGCGACACAGGAGAUUGGAUCGGAACAUUUGAAGGGCACAAAGGAGCAGUAUGGGGUGUUGCUUUAAACCCACAGGCUACAAGAGCGGCAACCGGUGCCGCAGACUUCAAUGCAAAAGUUUGGGAUGCCAUUAAAGGGGAGGAGGUUUAUUCUUUUCAACACAAUCAUAUAGUCAAAUCGGUCAAUUUUAGCUCCGAUUCAAAUUACUUAUGCACUGGCUCUAACGAGAAGCUGGUGCGUAUCUAUGAUCUCAAUCAGCCUGAAGCGGCUCCACAGAUUUUCUCAGGUCAUACUAGUGGAAUUAGGCACGUUACUUUCUUCAAGGACAAUACUGCAUUGGUUUCUUGCGCCGAUGAUAAAACAUUAAGAGUUUGGGAUAGAAACAGUGGUCAAGAAACAAAGAGGUUAGACUUCCCUGCUAUCCCAAAUUCUAUGGAAGUAUCUAAGGAUGGCAAUAUCAUCACGACGACUCAUUCCAACAUUGUUACUUUUUGGGACAGUAAAGAAUUAACUAAAAUACGUGACUUCACAGUGCCUACCCAAGCAAACAGUGCCAGCUUACAUCCUGACUGUAGCAUUUUUGUAUGCGGCGGUGAAGAUUUAAAAAUGUAUAAAUUCGAUUACAGCACGGGUGCAGAAAUAGAAUCAUUCAAAGGACAUUUUGGACCGGUACACUGCGUACGAUUUUCGCCGGACGGAGAACUUUAUGCCAGUGGUUCGGAAGAUGGAACUUUGAGAUUGUGGCAAACAACAGUCGGCAAAACUUAUGGAUUGUGGCGUUGCGUUGAGCAAGCACCGACUAUUCAAGAAAACUCUACUGUUCUUAAUAACAAACAAGAAGUUCCUGCCAGCUAAAUGCACCUUUCUAUUAUAGAACCUACGAUGACGACCUUGCGAAACGAGAACAAAGGCAAAAUGUUAAGGAAAAAAUCAAGAAGAAAAAAAAAAAGAAAAAAAAAAAAGAAUCUCUUAUCCUGGAAAGUGUAUCAAAAAUUUUUUUCAUCUGUAAUUUACCAUCAAAGUAUAUUUUGUAAAUAAUGCAUUUCUGGUGAGGUUCCGUAUUUUAGCGAGUCUUCGGAUUUUCUGAUCUUCCAAAAAAGACUAAAUGAAAAGAAAAGGACCAAACUUUUAUAGUUUAUCAAUUUAUGGAGACGCGGGACAUUCAUUGAUAUUUAUUAUAACAGAAAACCGAAGGAGAGAAAAGAAAGAGGACAUUUACUAACGUUGUACAAGUGUCAUUAUUGCAAUGUCACAAAAUUAGAUAGUGGUGUAAUACGGAAAACAAAGGAGGAUUAAAUAAAUCGA
Molecule: messenger RNA, 1618 nt
Organism: Vespula pensylvanica (western yellowjacket)
Lineage: Eukaryota; Metazoa; Arthropoda; Insecta; Hymenoptera; Vespidae
Gene: wmd
Product: serine-threonine kinase receptor-associated protein
Exons: 5
Coding region: 176-1168 (330 amino acids)
Biological process (GO): spliceosomal snRNP assembly
Cellular component (GO): SMN complex
Molecular function (GO): RNA binding; protein binding
Source: RefSeq, a predicted model, not a curated record